CAGGCACCUCGCGAGUCGCGGUUGACCCAUAGCGACGACAAAGCUGCUUGCGCCAGCGGAUAUGACGUCUAAAAUUAAAUCAGUCUUGGCUGGCCUGGAGGAUUGGCUGCAGAAAGACCAUGUGGAGCGCAAGUUCUUGCAAGACAGGUCGGCCAAAACAAAUGCCGAGGCCUUGGGCGUUGUCGCGCAAGCGCAACAGCGCGUGUACCAGCUAAGGAGCCGCAACGUGCCGGCGAGCAGUCCCAAAGAGGGUUCCCGCCAGCGGAAGGCUGCUCGGACUCAAGAGGACACCGCUGCCAAAGCACAUGCCGCUGCACCGGAGGUGGGCGAGCAGGCCAACCCGCAGGCAGUCCCUGCCCCGGAGCCCCUGCCAGCACCGGUGCCUGUCGUUGACGUGGACGAGCGACCGGCGGCUCCGGUGGAUGAGGAGCAGCCAGAGGCGGGGCCCAGCAGUGCACCGGCCCCCGUUGCAGGCCAGAAGCGCGGGCGGCAGGCCACCCGCACCACUGCAGCAGCAGCCAAGCGCACCAGGGCGAAGGCCGCCGAGGAGCCCGCCCCCACGGCAGCAGCAGCGCCGGCCGCUGAGCCAAUGGCAGUUGACGAGGGGCCCGCAGCGCGCAAGGUGGAGGCUGCUCCCGCUGCUGCUGAGGCGCCAGCGGUUGAGGAGCCGGUCGAGGAGGCAAAGCCGGCCGCCAAGCGUGGCCGUGGGCGGCAGCGCAAGCAGCCGGCUAAAACAGCAGCGCCGGCAGCGGCAGACGACGAGCUAGACGAUGGCUCGCAAGAAGCUGCCGCCGGCAAGUCCGAAACGGACAAGCACAUGGCAGAGCAACCUGCGGCCGCAGUGGUUCCCACCAUAGAGCCGCGCGUGACUCGCGCACGGCGUGGCGGCGCAGCCGCUGCGGUGCCAGCGCCCGCCCCAGCGGCCAGGGCAACCCGCGGGAGAGCCGCGCAGCAGAAGCGCACCGUGCAGGAAGCGCAGCUCGCCUCGCCCGCGCUCCAGCCCAAGGCCAAGCAGGCAGCUGUGGAGGCUGCGGAGGCGCUGCCGGCGGUCCCACGCAGCCCCAUCGCGCCGCGCGCGUCGGCCUCGCCUCUGAAGGCCUCGAACAAGCCCACGCCAGCAGCUGUGCUUGCACCCAGUCCGCGCCCGUCGGCCAACAAGCCCGCACAUCCGACGCUGCAGAAGGCUGCCACGCGGCCCUCUACCGCAAAGUCAGCGCCACCGUCGCCCAAGCCUGCCCAGCAGCGGUCACAGCAGAAGCAGGCCCAGGCUCAGGCCCAGGACGGCGCCGGUGCGCCCUCCGGCGUGUUCGCACGCAUGCCCUCCGCCGUCGCGGCCACGGUCGCCAUGCUGGGCGGCAGGCCGGUGACCGCGAUGCGCUCCUCAGCUGGCGCUGCGCGCGGCGCCUCCGCAGCUGCCAACGUCGCCAGCAUGACGGCCGUGGUGGAUGGCGGCAGCGCCGGCACUUCCACUGGCGCUGCGGCUGAGGCCGUAGACGCCACCGGUGCCGCUGCGGUGGCGAGGGCCUCGGUGCCGCGGUCGACAGCGCCGACUCCGUCUGGGCAGGCUGCACCGCAGGCCACCGCGCCCGCACGCGAGGUGUCGCUUGGAACCGGAUUCUGCUUUGGCGUGAAGGCCGACCAUGAGUCCUCUCCCACCAUCCCGCACUUCGGCUCCGCCACUGGGGCAGACGGCGAGGACGGUGCCGCCGCGUUGGCUGCAGCUGACGCUGCGCCGGGCGCGGCUGCCGCUGCUGCUUUGGCGCCUCAGCACGUGUCGCGUCUGCCUAACGCAUUUGCCGGGCCGCACACGUCUGCAUCGGCGCCGGCUCCGGCACCGCUUGCUGAGGUUGCUGCGCUGGCGUCCGAUGAGGCCACGGCAGAUACGUUGGCAGAGGAGGAGGAGGAGGAGGAGGAGGAGGAGGAGGAGGAGGAGGAGGAGGAGGAGGAGGAGCAAGAGGUGGAGCCCAUUGCCGCGCCGGCGACCGCAACGGCGGUGGCAGCGGCGUCGAAGACGCCCGUGGUUGUGGCGCAGGCGGAGGCGGAGCGGCGGCCAAGGUCCCUGUCUCUGGCAGCCAUGCGGUUGCCUAGUGCUGCGGGCCUGGCUGCGGACGGCAGCGCUGGUGAGGCGCAGAUGGCUGCGGCUGGGCAGGAGCAGGGCCGCGAGGCCGGCGCUGCGGAUGCAUCAAUGCAGGAGACUGCAGCCCGGAGCGACACGCAGGAGCACGACAACGACAAUAUUGACGACGUCGACAUGGAGGCGGAGCCCAGCUCCGAGGCGGAUGCCGAGGCUGCCGGCGACGAGGCAGCAGCUGCGGUGCCAGCGGGCGAGCCGGAGGCAGCUGCGCCAGCGGCGGUGGCGCUGAGCAAGCCGGAGGCAGUGGUGGCGGGCACGGCACAGGCCCCGCAGCCCGUCAAGGCAGCCAAGGGUAGCAACCUCGUAAGCGCCGUGCGCAGCUUCCUGCCCCAGAAGCUGGCGAACUCGCCGCCGCCCGCCGCCGGCAAGAAGAACGUUAAGGUCAAGGCGCUCGAGGCAGCAGCGGCCGCGAAGGCCAAAGAGGCCGCCAAGGCCGCCGAGCGCGCCGCCCGUGCCGCCGCCAUUGAGCGCAACCGACAGCAGCAGCAAGCCGAUGGCGCUGUGGCUGCCGCGGCGGCGCCGUCUGUGAUCACGACGGCUGCGCCCACGGUAUCCACGGCGGCCGCGCCGUUGGCGGCCGCGCCCCGCCCGACACCGGCGCUUACGUCGACGGAUGCGGAGACUUUGGCGCCCACAACGUCAGUCAGCACUGCAGCUGCGGCGCGGCCAGCGGCGGCGCCGGCCAAGUCGACAGCUGCGGGCGGCGCUGGAGGCAUUGGCUCUGGCUCUGACGCGGACGCCGCAAUUUCUGUUGCCGCUGUCGCAGCGCAACCGCCGCCGCCGUCUGCCAUCGGCAGCGUCAAGGCCAAGGCGGCUUUCUUCCAGGCGAAGGAGGAGCAGGCUAAGCGCGCGGGGGCAGGGCCGCCCAGGCCAGGUGCCGCCGGCGCCGGCGCCGGGCCCGCCAUCCCCAGCUACAAGGCCGGCGCACUUGCACGGGUUGCUCUGGCCGCCGGUGACGAAGCCAAGGCACUGGCUGCCGCACAAGGCCUGGCAUCCGCGCAAUCCGUCACAGCCGCUAGCGGCGCCCGCCCUGCGGGCGGCGCUGCUGCCGCCGGCACGUCGGCCGCAGCCGGCCCCUCCACCUCCGCUGUGACGGCCUCCGCUGGCACUGGCGCGGCGCCUGCCGAGACGGCAGCCGACAAGCACAAGCGCGUGGAGGCCAAGCGCAAGGAGGAAGAGGAGCGGCGGCGGGCGGAGCUGGAGGCUCGCACGCAGGCCAAGGACGACAAGCUGCGGAAAUUUGAGGCCGCGAAGCAGCAGCAGCGGACAGCUGGUGGUGGCGGUGGUGGUGGCGGAGGAGGAGGCGGGGGCGGCGGCGGCGGCGGCGGGGCUACCCUGCGGCCGCCGGCACCGCCGUCUGCCAACCCGCUGGCCGCGCACCCGGCCGGAAAGCGGCCGCCCAUAAAUGCUAGCGGCGCCGCUGCAGGCGCGGCGACCGCUACCAUCAAGGCUGAGCCCGAGUCCAACCGGUCCGCGCCUGGGCCCAUGAACGCCCGCACCCCGGGGCCCAAGACCGGCCCCGUGGCUGCCAACAUGUCGCCGGCGGUGCAGAUGCAGGUCAAGCUGCUGCCGGCCGUGCACGGCCCCGCCGUCAGCACUGCAGCCACCACCACCACAGGCGUCGAUGCCACCGCGCCAAAGACCGCCGGCAAGCAAGCCGCCGGCGCGCCGGGUUUGCCCAAGCCGGCCGCGCCGCGGCCGCCCACGGGCGUGGGCGCAAAGCAGCUGGCUGCGGUGGCCGCGGCGGCGGCGGCGCCCAAGACGGCGUCAAAGCCGACGGCGGCGGAGAAGACGCCGGGCGGCGUGGAGCUGACGGAGGAGGAGCGCCGCAACGUGCACGCCAUCCAGACGUCGCCUUACGUCGUUCAGGUCAAGCCGCGCACGCCCGCCAUGAUGGGCACCGCCACCAAGCCGGCCCCCACCAGCUACGAAAUCUCGCCGUACAAGUCGGACAGCGACGAAGACGACUCGCCGCGGCGCUUCAAGGCGCUACCGGACUGGGCCCUCGGCCCCCGCGUGCAGGAGGCGCUGAUAGCGCAGCAGCACGUGGACGCCGACGCCAUCUUCGGGAGCUGCCCCAAGUCCAUCGACGUGGUGCGUGUGUUCUCGGACAUGCCCCACCCGGGCAAGCUGGACAUGCGCGGCCGGCCGCGGCGCGACUACGCGCGGCGCGGCAGCAGCGGCAUCUGGGACGCGGACGCGUAGAGCUGCGCCGGCAGUGCUUUGCGCUGAGGGUGGAAGGCCGUUUCGGUCGGGGUGGGUGGCGGAAUGGUGGUGGAGUGCUGUGUUUGUGUGGGGAGCUGGGAGUCGGAGGAGGCGGUGAGGCUGGCGCGUGGACCAACCGUUACUGGACGGCAGCAGGAGUGCUUAGGGCUGCCUGCGACACCUGGCGUGUGUGGCCAUGCGACGGGGAA
Chlamydomonas reinhardtii is the source of this 4548-nucleotide messenger RNA. RefSeq lists its product as uncharacterized. The coding region runs from base 62 to 4339 and encodes 1425 amino acids. The record is from RefSeq and is a predicted model, not a curated record. NCBI's taxonomy places the organism in Eukaryota, Viridiplantae, Chlorophyta, Chlorophyceae, Chlamydomonadales, Chlamydomonadaceae. The transcript is spliced from 8 exons.